Messenger RNA from Cololabis saira (Pacific saury), 3433 nucleotides. RefSeq lists its product as uncharacterized. The coding region runs from base 1 to 3411 and encodes 1136 amino acids. The transcript has 2 exons. Lineage: Eukaryota; Metazoa; Chordata; Actinopteri; Beloniformes; Belonidae. The record is from RefSeq and is a predicted model, not a curated record.
AUGGCUUGUACAUCAUGUGGCACUCUACUGUUGGUAGAGGAUGGCCAUGAAUUGUGCCCCCAGUGUCUGGGGGUGGGGCACCUGAGGGAGGCCCUCUCCGACCCCUGCAUCAACUGCAGCAUUUUGCCGCUCUCGGUGAGAGAGGACCGGCUGCGUCAGGUGGAAGGCCUCCUCUUUAGGAGCGACCUCCCACCCUCUGGGCCCGCUCAUGUCAGUGCAGGUUCCCGCAAAAAGCACCGGGACAAGCGCAGAGCGGGGCCCCAUGACGAGCGCAGUGGCCCUACGCAGAAGAAGGCGAAGGAUGCUCCCUCACGCAGUGAGAUGGAGGAUUUACGGGCUGAACUGGAGCAGCUUAAGGCCUUAGUGAGGGAGCGGGCUCUGCCCUCCCCACCUCUGGCGGUCCCCUGGGAGUCAGAUUGUGGAGACGAUGCUAUGUCUACCAGGGCUUCAAACUCCAUGUUUCAAGGCCGUGACAGUGUGUUUAGCUCUGGCGAGUAUCCCUCCCCUGAGCUGCCGUGUCUGGUGGUUGACCCAGCUAGCAUACAGGCAGAGGCUGGCUCGGAGACAUCCCUCAGGAGCUCUGGGAGCACUGAGCUGGGAGAGGGCCCCUGCCCUUUGCAGGCAACACUACGUGCGGCCCUGGCUAAGGUCGGGCUGGAUGAUGCGCCCGCUGCCCAACCGGCGAGCAACCCAUUCUUUCGCCGGACUCCUGUAGCCCCGCCCUUUGAUGUCCCGCCCUCGCCUGCUUUUUUGCAGGAGCUGCGGCGCUGCUGGGCAGAUCCAAAGGCGUUUGCCUACCAUGGCAAGGAUGCGAGGACUUUGGCCUCCAUGCGCCAGGCGGAGCAACAUGGCCUGGUUCACAUGCCUCCCGUGGACCCGUGUAUCGCCUCACUGGUCCUUUCACCAGAUGAGGCGCUCAAAGAUAAGGCCCGCUGUCCUAGGCCUCAGUGCCGGGUAACGGAUAGCCUUCUCUCGACGGCUUAUGAUGCGGCAGGCCGCAUGGCUCGCAUUGGGAACUCCCUCUCCGUGCUCCUCCUCGCCCAGUCCCAGAUGUUGCAGUCGGAGCAUGAGGGCGGGGAGUUGGGUGACACUAACGACGCUGCGCUCCAAGCCUUCGGGCUGAUGACCAGAGAGCUUGGCCGCCUGAUGUCCACCCUGGUGGUGACGCGGCGUCAGGUGUGGCUGGCGCAGGCACCCAUUUGUUUGGGCCAGAGGCAGAACAGGCGUUGGAGCGCAGGAAGCAGUCGGGUCAGGCAUCAGAGGCCUGGGGUCGUCGGAGUGCGAGCAUGGGACCCCCAGCUCAGCACUCCAGGAGACGGGGCGCACAAGACCUGCGCCGCUCACAUCCCCCGAGCCCCCCUCCGCAGCCCUGGCAGCACAGCCGGGUUGCUGGGGGUGGUGGGCGUCAGCCCAGGGGCGCACACCCUCCACCUCGCCGGUCUCAGCGGGUGCAGGGGCAACACCAGCGUCCCCCCAAACCCCCAAAUAAUCCUCGAGGCACUCUAUGAGGGCCUCGGGCCGGCGGUGGGCAGGUUUUCACAUCAGCACCUGGCCUAUUGGGCAGCCCAUUCUCCAGAUGUGUGGGUUUUGAGAACACUGUCCCAGGGCUACAGGUUGCAGUUCCGCCGCCGGCCCCCACCACCCUCCGGGGUCAGGGAAACCUCGGUCAGAGACCGCGGGAGGGCCCUGUGUUUGUCACAGGAGAUAGCCAAACUCUUGGACAAAAAGGCCAUCACAAGAGUUCAUACACAGAGCAGUGGGUUUUACUCAACAUACUUCCUCAUUCCGAAGAAAGACACUUCUCUUCGGCCUGUGCUGGACCUUCGGGGUCUGAACCAGUACCUGAAGGUCCUCCCAUUUCGGAUGCUGCGUACACGCGACGUCCUUCAAUCUGUCACUCCAGGGGAGUGGUUCACCUCCAUAGACCUCAAGGACGCCUACUUUCACGUCCCAAUACACCCAGAUCACAGACGGUUUCUCAGUUUUGCCUUUCAAGGCCACGCCUACCAGUUCACCGUCCUGCCUUUCGGCCUGUCCCUGGCUCCUCGCAUCUUCACCAGAUGCAUGAGGGCGGCCUUGACAUCGCUAUGCCUGUCGGGAGUAAAGAUUCUCCCAUAUCUGGACGACUGGCUUAUAUGCGCCCCCUCGCUCCAGGAGGCGGAGCUGAUGACAUCCAGGGUCCUCACACAUAUCGAGGCUCUGGGCAUGUCGGUAAAUUGGGAGAAGAGCUUGUUGCGUCCUACGCAGCAGACCACCUUCAUCGGCCUGUCCCUCGAUUCCGUGUCAAUGCAGGCACGCCUUACUGCAGAGCGGGCACAGCGGAUUCAGGACCUGCUACGGUCCUUCCGCCUCGGGAUGAGGUUGCCCGUCCACGCAUGGCUCCGACUGCUGGGGAUGCUGUCGGCGGCCUCAGCUGUGACACCUCUGGGGCUGCUGCACCUGCGCCCCCUGCAGAUGUGGUUCAACAGCCUCCAGAUGGACCCUCGCCUUCACAGGUGGGUCAAGGUCAAGGUUACCCACCAGUGCCUUAUUCAUCUCCACCGGUGGCGGGACAGCACCUUUCUAUUGCACGGUGUUCCUCUCGGCUCAGUCCCUUCGAGGCGAGAGGUGGUGACAACAGAUGCCUCACCUCAGGGUUGGGGUGCGGUAUGGCAGAAGAGGUCAGUCCAGGGGGUUUGGGGCCCUCUGUGGCGGGGACGGCACAUCAAUGUCCUAGAACUCCGGACUGUCUACUUGGCGCUGAGGCACUUCUUGCCCUUUCUCAGGGGCAAGCAUGUCCUCGUCCGGACAGACAACACUUCGACAGUGUUUCAUGUCAACCACCAGGGGGGAACCAGGUCGCUGGACUCCCUGAACGAGGCCCGGAGGUUGUGGAUGUGGGCUCAUCCUCAAUUGGCCUCCUUGAGGGCAAUGCACCUCCCUGGCAGAGCCAACGUGGUGGCGGAUUCCCUCUCACGCCGGCAGCUGCCCCCAGGGGACUGGCGGUUGCACCCCCAGGUGGUGCGAAUGAUUUGGGAUCGAUACGGGGAAGCCCGUGUGGAUCUGUUCGCCUCGGAGUGUACGGCUCAUUGUCCACUGUGGUUCUCCUUGGCAGAGACCAGUGCCCCGCUCGGGAUGGACGCUCUCGCCAACACUUGGCCGAGAGGCCUCCUUUAUGCGUUCCCUCCGAUUCCCCUGGUGAUGCCCACGCUUCACAGGGUGAGAUUAUCGGGUCACAGGGUCCUCCUGGUGGCGCCCAAGUGGCCCUCGAGGAUUUGGUUCUCCACGCUCCUCAGCCUGUUGGACGGGGAGCCUUGGCAGCUCCCAGUACGGUCGGACCUCCUGUCCCAGCUGGGCGGGGAGGUAUGGCAUCCCUCUCCGAGCCUCCUUCAACUCUGGGCCUGGCCGUUGAGAGGGAAGGGUCAUUCUUGACGCACCUUGAGCCCUCGGUAUG